This is a messenger RNA of Colletotrichum paranaense, 534 nucleotides long. RefSeq lists its product as uncharacterized. NCBI's taxonomy places the organism in Eukaryota, Fungi, Ascomycota, Sordariomycetes, Glomerellales, Glomerellaceae. The record is from RefSeq and is a predicted model, not a curated record. The transcript is spliced from 2 exons. The annotation marks the transcript as partial.
CAUUUACCGGAUAUUGAGCGGCCGCUCAGAAUAAGCAUCGAAGGUCCGCGACAAUCGAUUAGAAAGCUAAUCCCGUCUGCUGUAUGUGAUACUCGCAACUUUGACGGGAAGUUUCCUCAGGAAGCUGGGCCAGCACUCGCAGCGCUGACAUUUCGGCACGUUUACGGGGUGAGCGUCCGUUCUCAUGUCCCUGGUGACAUGGUCGUACGAGACGAGUACAUUGGGUGGAAUACAUGGGAUGAAAUAACUAGCGACUCUGACUAUUAUGGGGUGACGCUUGAUCAUCUUGUUCCCAUGGACGACGCCGAUCCGGAAGUACUACAAAUCAACAUCAUCGAGGUGGAGUCUGAUCAAGGAAAGACCGCCAACGAAUACGUGAGCUUUCCGGUUGAUGCACUGGAAUAUACAGGAAAGAGAGUAUUGGCCGUUCCCAGAUGUUGUCAGAAACGAAAGGGCACUACAGAUCGUGCAAGGGUCAAUAACGGUGUUUUGCACAGGGAUGGGCAUCCCAACCCGCGGAUGCAAAGCAAGUAA